Callorhinchus milii (elephant shark) is the source of this 1984-nucleotide messenger RNA. Its product is annotated as coiled-coil domain-containing protein 34. NCBI's taxonomy places the organism in Eukaryota, Metazoa, Chordata, Chondrichthyes, Chimaeriformes, Callorhinchidae. The record is from RefSeq and is a predicted model, not a curated record. The transcript is spliced from 8 exons. The coding region runs from base 221 to 1537 and encodes 438 amino acids.
GUGGUUGGUGGAUGGGGGGGCAGCGGCGCCAUGUUUGAUGCGGCAAACGGCGGCGGCGCAGCGAGAGCGGGGGAGCCUUGAGGAGGACGAGAGUAGAGAGAGAGAGAGAGAGAGAGGGAAAAAAAUAAGAAAGAUCAAAGCGCCGCUCGUCCCGUCGGUGAUCGAGAGCCGAGAGGAGGAGGAGGAGGAGGAAGAGGAGAUUCUGUGGAGUAACUGAAGAAUGUCUUCUGAAUCAAGUUACCAGGAAACUUCCCAAAACACAACUUGCCAUUCAGAUUCACAUCACCAUAGUUGUAGAUUAGAACCAGAGAUCCAGCCCAAGAGUUGUGACUUGUCUUCUCCAGCAGGUUCCACCUCUUCCCUACUCUCUCCCAUUUAUCAUGAAAGCUACGAAAGUGAAGAUGAAGAAAAUGAGGCUCCAAAUAAGCAAACAUGUAGAAUUUCAGACCGAGUUCAAGAAUCUACUUCAAGCAUAGGGACAGAUCCUGCUUCAAAUAAACCAACAAUUUCUACACCAGAGAUACGAAGAGAAUCUAGGCAAAACAAUUGGUCAAGAAAAGAAGACGAGCACAGGAAAUGUAAUUUUGACUGUUCGGAAGAUUCCACCUCUUCGCUGCUUUCUCUGAUUUACCACGGCAGCUAUGAAUCUGAAGAAAAGGAUGAGGCUCCAAACAAAUUUGCAAAUAGACCUUUAAGCAGAAGAGCAAAAUGCACAGGAAACAGACUGACAGAUACUGCUUCAAAGAGGCGGACAGUAUCUACAUCCAGACUUAGAGGUUCCACAAGAAAGGAAAUCAUAAGUGAGCUGUGUUUUAAAGACAUAUCUCUUACUGCUUGGGAGCAGUGGCUAAUAAAGAAAACAAAGGAAGAACGUAGUGAAAUGCAAAACAAAUCUCAUCAGGAAGUAAUAUUAAAGGAAGCAAACUUAAUAGAGCAAGAAAAACGCGAAGAGAAGACAAUUCGUGCACACGAAAUGCACAAAAAUUGGGUUCAGAGAAAGAAUGAGAAGGAAAAGUUGGAAAACGAAUUGAAGCUUCGCAAGGAGAAGAAGAUAAAAGAGGCCAAGGAAGAGCAAAGGGCACAAGCACAAGAAAAAGCAAAUGAAAAAUUUCAAGAAUGGCUUAACAAAAAAAAGCUGCAAGAAAGAGAGCAUAAAAGAAAAGAAAAGGAGGAUGAAGAAAAACGAAUAGCUAAAAUACAAGAAAAAAAGGAAAAGGCCAACCAAGUUUUCAAAGAGUGGUUAAAAAAAGCCAAAAGCAGACCUCGGACAGCCCCAAGCAGUUUUGGCUAUGCAAAUGGGAAACUGACAGGCUAUUAUGAUGGGAGUUCCAAUCCAGCUCCAAGCUAUUGCAAUCCAAUUCCAUGGAAGCCCAUUCCUGUGCCAUGCUCAGAAGAUGUUAAUAGAAAAGUAACUUCUAAGAAGAAUAGAAUAUCAGUUCGGCUGUGUAACCCACAACCACCUGUGGUCAUCAAACCAAGGGACAAUCUUAUUGUUGGAAACACUUGGACUAGAGCAAGAUUAAAAAAAUAUACAUAGUGUCAGCAUUUUCAUUACAUUUCUAUGUAUUUAUUUGUUUUUAAUGUAAAGAUUGUGUAAUCUUUAAGCCUAGAUUAUAUUUUGUUGAAAUGUUUUUUUAAAAAUUUUUUACGGUCACUCUUGCAGAUUUGUUUUCAUUCUUUGACAUUUUACUACUAACAACUAUUAAUGCAACCUAAUACGAAAUGUAAAAAAAAUUUUAUGAGCAUUUCUUACAGCGUGUCAAAUGACUAUAGUCCAUUUUCUUCAAUAUACACCUUAUGGUGGCUUAUAGUAAUUUUUUUUCUCUUAACUAUAAUUCUUGUCAUUCAUAUUAAGGAAAAGGUUUUUACCAAUGUUUGUAUAUUACGAAUGAAGUAGCACAAGGAUGUAUAAUGAAUUAAUCACUUACUCUGAGAUUUACAGUGGCACUAUUCAUUGUACUGAAAUAAAUUUGAAAUACACUAA